CCCACACUGUCGAUUGGCCCAGCAACUGCGCUGCCCGCUCGCGCCGGCGGGCGGACUAGGUUGUGGCCUGUCACUGGGGCUUCUCUCACUCCUCCCCCUGCGCUUCCCUUUGGCUGGAGAGGCCUCACGUAAGGCCCACGAGGAGAGGGAGGAGCUUCGCGGCUUGUUUUUUCCCUGCCGGCUGAUACAGCCGAGCUGUGGUGGCUGCAGGCGUGGAGGGCGGGAGCGCUGCAAACUCGCAGGUGUGGGGAGCGGUUCGGUGCAGCGAAGCAAGCGGGGCAUGACCCCGCCUUCUGCUUCUUCUCUUUCAAGUGGCGGGAACUGUCGGCCAGCCGUCCGGGUCCCAGCCCGCAGGUCUUGUCCUCCGGUCUCCGAGUAGAUAAUAUGUAUCAUCAGUAGAAAAGCUUCUUGAAGAAAUUGUUCAAAAGAAACUUGAAAGGAGCAAAAGUAUAAGACAGAAUUGACAGCAGAUGCAGAGGACAGCAUGGCAAUUUUACUUCAUUCAUUCAUUUAAUAAAUUCAUGCAGAAGAACUUUGUUUAACACCUAUUCUUGCCGAGUAUUGUCCUGAGCAACGGAACACAGCAGUGAACAAAUAAACAAAAUCUCCCGCUGAUAUGCAGCUACAGCUGAUGAUGUCUUCCAGUUUCAGUGUAUUUAGAGUUGGCAUCUCUUUUGUCAUGAUGUGCAUUUUUUAUAUGUUAGCAGUAGACUCUCUACCAGAACUGAGUCCUCAGAAAUUCUUUAGUACAUUGCAACCAGGAAAAGCCACCUUAGCUUAUUUCUGUCAAGCUGAUUCUCCAAGUACCUCUGUAUUUCUUGAAGAACUGAAUGAGGCUGUUAAACCUCUCCAGGACUAUGGAAUUUCAGUUGCAAAGGUUAAUUGUGUCGCAGAAGAAACCUCAAGAUACUGUGGAAGAGAAGAGGAUUUGAUGAAAGUGUAUUUAUUCAGGGGCAGCAUAUUACUCAGAGAAUUCCCCACGGAUACCUUGUUCGAUGUAAAUGCCAUCGUGGCUCAUGUUCUCUUUGCUCUUCUUUUUAAUGAAGUAAAAUAUAUUACCACUCUGGGAGACCUUCAGAACAUAGAAAAUGCUCGGAAAGGAAGAACAAACAUUGUGUUCUCAUAUGUCAGAGCCAUUGGAACACCAGAGCACAGAGCAGUCAUGGAAGCUGCUUUUGUGUAUGGGACCACGUACCAAUUUGUCUUAACCACAGAAAUUUCCCUUUUGGAAAGUAUUGGCACUGAAGAUAUAGAAUAUGCACAUCUCUACUUUUUUCAUUGUAAACCAGUCUUGGACUUGACUCAGCAAUGUAAGAGAACACUAAUGGAACAGUCAUUGACUACACUGAACAUCCAUCAAUUUAUUAAAACAAUGGAAGCACCUCUGCUGACUGAAGUUGCUGAAGAUCCUCAGCAAGUUUCAACUGUUCAUCUCCAACUAGGAUUACCACUGGUUUUUAUUGUUAGUCGACAAGCUACAUAUGAAGCCGAUAGAAAAACUGCAGAAUGGGUUGCUUGGCGUCUUCUGGGAAAAGCAGGAGUUCUACUCUUGUUAAGGGACUCUUUGGAGGUGGACAUUCCUCAGGAUGCUAAUGUCAUCUUCAAAAGAGCAGAAGAGGGAGUGCCAGUGGAAUUUCUGGUAUUAAAUGAUGUUGAGUUAAUAGUAUCCCGUGUGGAAAGUAAUAUGUAUGUUGCUCAAACACAAGAAGAUGAAGUCGGUGACAUGGAAGGUCCAAAUAUGGGUAUUCAAGAUGAUGAAGUGGCAGAAACUGUUUACAGAGAUAGGAAGAGACAGUUACCUUUGGAACUCACGGUGGAACUAACAGAAGAGACAUUUAAUGCGACAGUGACGUCUUCUGAUAGCAUAGUGCUUUUCUAUGCUGCUUGGCAAGCAGUGUCCAUGGCACUUCUGCAGUCCUAUAUUGAUGUGGCAGUUAAGUUGAAAGGCACAUCCAGUAUGCUGCUUACUAGAGUAAACUGUGCAGAUUGGUCUCAUGUCUGUACUGAGCAAAAUGUUACUGAAUUUCCUGUUGUAAAGAUGUACAAGGGAGGUGAAAACCCAGUAUCUUAUGCUGGCAUGCUAGGAACUGAAGACCUCCUGAAAUUUAUCCAGCUCAGCAGGAUUUCAUGCCCAGUGAACAUAACGUCUGUCCAAGAAGCAGAAGAAUAUUUAAGUGGGGAAUUAUUUAAAGACGUAAUCUCCUAUUCCACUCUGUCAGUACUGGGGCUUUUUAGUCCAACCAUGAAAACAGCAAAAGAAGAGUUCAUUGAAGCAGGAAACUACCUAAAAGGAUGUGUUAUCACAGGAAUUUAUUCUGGAGAAGAUGUUUCAAUACUGUCAAAUAAAUAUGCUGUAACUCUCCCAGCCCUGCUGCUUGCCAGACACAAAGAAGGCAGAAUAGAGAGCAUUCCACUGGCUAACACCCAUGGGCAAAACAUAGUUCAAAUAGUAACAAAUGCAUCACUGGAAACAUUUCCAGAAAUCACUGUGGAAAAUCUUCCUACUUAUUUAAGACUUCAGAAACCAUUACUCAUCUUAUUCAGUGAUGGCAGCAUAGAUCCUCAGCAUAAAAAAGUAAUAUUGAUGCUGGUAAAAGAAAAACACUUGGAUUCACUUACCCCUUGCUGGUUGAAUCUGAAUAAUACUCCUGUGGGAAGAGGAGUCUUACAGGCGUAUUUUCAUGUCUUACCCCCUCUGCCUCUUCUUGUUGUGGUGAAUCUGCAUUCAGGAGGCCAAGUAUUUGCAUUUCCUUCAGACCAGGCUAUAACUGAAGAGAACCUUUUAUUGUGGCUGAAAAAAUUAGAAGCAGGACAAGAAAGUCAUAUCACAAUUUUACCAGCUCAGGAAUGGAAACCUCCUCUGCCUGCUUAUGAUUUUCUAAGUAUGAUAGAUGCUGCAGCAUCUCAACAUCCUACUAGGAAAGUUUCUGAGUGUAUAAAAGAAACUGAUGUGCAGGAAAAUUAUAAAGAACAGCCUGAAGAUCAAUCAGCAAUCAGAAAAGAAUCAACUGGAAUAUUGAGAAUGAAACACUGGGAUAGAAGUAACUGGUUUGAAGAAGCAAAGAAACCAUUCAGGCAUGACAAUAAAGAAUUAUGAUGCUCAAAAAUGAGCUAGUUUUAUAGGGCUGUGGAACACUUUCCAGAGCCUUUUUGGCUUAUUUUAUAGACUUAAGAAUUUAUUUCAUUAAAAAAUAACCUUACAUCAGCCAGAAUGGCCAUCAUCAAAAAGUCUACAAACAAUCAAUGCUGGAGAGGGUGCAGAGAAAAGAGAACCCUCUUACACUGUUGGUGGGAAUGUAAACUGGUGCAACCACUAUGGAAAACAGUAUAGCGGUUCCCCAAGAAACUAAAAAUAGAACUACCAUAUGAUCCAGCAAUCCUACUCCUGGGCGUCUUUCUGGAGAAAACCAUAAUUCGAAAAGAUAUAUGCAUCCCAGUGUUCAUUUCAUCACUAUUUACAAUAGCCAAGACAUGGAAGCAACCUAAAUGUCCAUCAAGAGAGGAAUGGCUAAACAUGUAGUACAUAUAUACAAUGGAAUAUUAGGAAAAAAGAAUGAAAUAAGCCAUUUGCAGCAACAUGGAUGGACUUAGAGAUUAUCAUACUAAGUGAAGUUAGUGAAAGACAAACAUCAUAUCACUUAUGUGUGGAAUCUUAAAAAAGAAUACAAAUGAACUUGUUUGUGAACAGACUGACUCAUAGACUUUGAAAAACUUAUGGUUACCAAAGGGGACAGAUGGUUGUGGGGGGAAGACGGAGGGUUUGGGCUUGUCAUAUCCACACUGUGUAUAUGGAAUGAUUGGCCAGUGGGGACCUGCUGUAUAGCUCAAGGAGCUCUACCCAGUAUUCUGUGAUGGUCUAUAUGGGAAAAGAAUCUGAAAGAGAAUGGAUGUGUGUAUAUGUAUAACUGAAUCACUUUGACAGCAGAAAUUAUCACAAUCUUAUGAAUCAACUAUACAUCAAUACAACUUUAAAAAAAUGGGAAAAAAGCAAUACUAAAUCAUUUCAAGUUUGUAGACCUGUGCUGUCCAAUAAAAAAUUCACCCAGUAGGUAUAGUCAAAAUAGUUACGUUAACGUAGAAAUUAUGAGUUAUUUUACAUUCUUUUUUUAUAUCAAGUCUUCAAAAUCCAGUGCACAUUUUAUAUUUAUUCCACAUCUCAUUCCAAAGGAGCCACACUUCAGGUGCUGAGUAGCCACAUGUGGCUGGUAUCAGUGGUGUUAGCUCAGCUCUUAAACAGUAACUGGUAUAAUUAACUUACUUCUAACCACAAUAUAUUUAAGCUAAAAGAUAAAUACAACUCUAGUCAAAUCACAUUUGAUGCCGUAGUGGAAUCAUGGAGCUGGCAGUUACAUUUGUUUUGUUGUUGCCAUGAUGUUAAAACCAGUGUUUCUUAAUCAGGAAACAGUUUUGCCCACCAGGGGACAUUUGGCAAUGACAAGGCACAUUUUUGAUUGUCAUUACUAGGGGUGUUAUAGGUUAGCAGAGGCCAGGGAUUCUGCUAAACACAGCAUCAGAGGGAAGAAAUUUGGAAAGGUCUAAGAUUUUACCCUAUCUGCAAGUUAAAAGUUAGCUUGCCAUA
Messenger RNA from Sus scrofa (pig), 4579 nucleotides. RefSeq names its product thioredoxin domain containing 16 (gene TXNDC16). NCBI's taxonomy places the organism in Eukaryota, Metazoa, Chordata, Mammalia, Artiodactyla, Suidae. The record is from RefSeq and is a predicted model, not a curated record.